GCAGGGAGGAGGCAGGUGCCGCGGGCAGGGGAGGAGCACGGCUCACCUGGGCGCAGGUACGGCAGCGGCAUCAGCGCGGCAGUCAGAGGACGCUGUCAGGAUGGCGAACUUCAAGGGUCACGCGCUUCCAGGCAGUUUCUUCCUGCUCUUUGGGCUCUGGUGGUCUGUGAAAUACCCGCUGCAGUACCUCAGCCAGAAAGCAAAUAAGAAAUCCCACAGGACUUAUUGCUUCCAACGUGUGGAUGCUAUCGAAGGGGGAGUCAAAAUCGUCUUCGCUCUAAUAGGGAUGCUGGCAGAGCAGUUUGUCCCGGACGGUCCACACAUGUACCUCUACAGUGGGGAGAACCAUGACUGGGUGAAGCUGAUGAACUGGCAGCACACCACCAUGUACCUCUUCUACGGCCUCUCCGGGGUGGUGGACGUCUUCACCUACGUCUCCCAGGUGGUGCCGCGGGGUCUGGACCGCCUCAUGCUCUCCGUGGCUGUGUUCGUCGAAGGUUGUCUCUUUUAUUACCACGUCCUUCAUCGCCCCAUGCUGGAUCAGCAUAUCCACUCCCUGCUGCUCAUCGCCGUCUUUUCAGGGGCCUGCAGCGUCAUGCUGGAGGUCUUCCUCCGUGACAACAUUGUCCUAGAGAUGUUCAGAGCUGGCGUCACCAUCGUCCAGGGAACGUGGUUCUGGCAGAUCGGGGUCGUGCUGUUCCGGCCGUGGGGAGGUCCAGUGUGGAAUGAGGAGGACCACAGCAACAUCAUGUUCCUCACCAUGUGCUUCUUCUGGCACUGGGCAGCCGCCGUGGCCGUCCUGGCUAUAAACUACACUCUCGCUUACUGGUGCAUCCAGAGGUGCAGGAGAGGCAGCGGAGAGCCCUACAUCAAUCUCGGAGUCCGGGAGCAAAAAUGUGACACGAGCUCCCAAGCCGCCUUCUUGAAUGGAUCUGAUGAAGAGUGAAGAGGGUGCGAUCUCCUUCUCCAAACGCGCAAAGAAUCCGUCUUCUUGAAGAAAAAAAAUAAAUUAAAAUCUAAUGAAAUAUUUAUGUUUUGGAAGAGCAAAGAGAGAUGCCACCGCUCUGCUGCUGGGAAGCACGUUGAGCUCACGGGUGGUAGCUGCCCUCCGUCCGCACCCGAAUAUCGCUGUCUCUGAAACGAGCCCUGUUUGCAGUGAUUUUUAGCAACAAAAUUAAGUGCAGAAAUUCAAGAGGAUGAAAUCGCUUAGUCCGAUGGGUUCCCAGGGGCGUUUCCAUAGCGAUGGACAGCAUCCUUUGGCCGGUUGACUUUUCCAAGCACCUGGAGGCUUUGACCUGCCGUGAUUGAAGUCAGGGAAACCUCCAGGCUGGGGUCAUGCACCUCCGGACCACGGCAUCAUCCCAAUGAGGAAGAGUAAAAGAGUGUUAAAUGCGAGAUUAUGUCAAAUUUGCAACAUCAUGGCUUGAUUUUGCACAAUACAGAUUUUAUUACCUAAGCCUUGAACUAAAGAGAGGUUUUGUUAAUAGUUUUCCUGUUCACUUAAAGGCUGAAAGAGUGAAUAAAUGUGAAAUAAAAAUCCUCACUGAGCUGAUAUCCUUAAAUUUAAGUCUGAUAAAUUAUAGAGUGCGUAAUAAUAGCUUAGACAAAUCCAUCCCUCAGACCUGUAAAGCCUGAAGGGCUGUAAGAUACACGGCUAAGCAGCAGGGAUUCAUAAAACGUCCCGGUUUUCCACUGAAAAUAAACCCCGCAGCUUGGGAAGUGAGAUGAAACAGGCACACGUGUUGUUUUUAGCCU
Messenger RNA from Chroicocephalus ridibundus (black-headed gull), 1755 nucleotides. RefSeq names its product transmembrane protein 45B-like. The transcript has 6 exons. The coding region runs from base 101 to 946 and encodes 281 amino acids. The record is from RefSeq and is a predicted model, not a curated record. Lineage: Eukaryota; Metazoa; Chordata; Aves; Charadriiformes; Laridae.